AUGCAGGUAAUAUUUGUUUUCUUAUUACAGUGUAUGAAGUCAUACGUGGAAUUCGAGGUAUGUAACGGCGCGUACGAGGUGUCAUGUCCCGACGCAAGAUGCAGCACCAGCGCAGCGCUAUCUAUCGACGAGAUAUCGAAACUUGUUAAUAGCAAUCUCCUGGAGAAACAUAUUAAGUUCCGGAUUAAUCAUGAAGUGGCAAUGGAUGCGAUGCGUGCGUUCUGCCCGCGACCAGGCUGCGACACCAUAGUACAGGUGCGCGCAGCCAGUCCAGCUCAUUGUCCCAACUGCAAACAUGACUUCUGCUCGCAGUGCAACCAGGAGUGGCAUGGCGGAAUUACAUGUGAAGCGGCGGCUGCAUCUUCAUCAAUGGGAGGCGCCGGUGCACCCUUACUUGCUGACUCUGAAUUGAUAAAACUCUGCCCUAUGUGCCGAGUCCCCAUCGAAAAGGACGAAGGCUGUGCCCAAAUGAUGUGCAAGAGAUGCAAACACGUCUUUUGCUGGUAUUGCUUGGCCUCGUUAGAUGACGACUUCCUCCUGCGCCACUAUGACAAAGGGCCGUGUAAAAACAAACUAGGCCACUCUCGCGCAUCCGUUUUAUGGCAUCGCGCUCAGGUAGUGGGUAUAUUUGCUGGUUUCGGUUUGCUGUUGCUGGUAGCUAGUCCGUUGCUGCUGCUGGCUGCGCCGUGCAUUGUUUGCUGCAAAUGCAGAUUAUGCAAUCCAAACACAAAGAACUUAGAAGAGGUGGACGAAAUCGAAAGCAUCAGCCCCGGCCGAGAAGACGAGGACAGGACGCGGUAUCUCGCCGAAUGA
Messenger RNA from Pieris macdunnoughi, 813 nucleotides. The record is from the annotation of a GenBank genome assembly. NCBI's taxonomy places the organism in Eukaryota, Metazoa, Arthropoda, Insecta, Lepidoptera, Pieridae.